Molecule: messenger RNA, 2775 nt
Organism: Procambarus clarkii (red swamp crayfish)
Lineage: Eukaryota; Metazoa; Arthropoda; Malacostraca; Decapoda; Cambaridae
Source: RefSeq, a predicted model, not a curated record
AUGGCGGCCUCGAGUCCUGUUAUCCAACCGGAAGAUGUGAACAGACUGCUGUAUGGACUGGCUGUGACUAAGGCAGGACGAGACGCGCUAGCAAGUGUGUUUAUGUGGUCGUACCGUGGCACCUUCCCAGUAGUGACUUACCUCACUCAGGACUUGGGGUACACCAAUGCUCAGUACAGGCGUGUCUUCGAUGAUUACCAGAGGGAUAAACUCGAAGUUUCCUCUGACGCGGCAACUUUUGACAUCACCCUGUUGUAUAAACUCCUGCAACUUGUGUGUGGUCUGGCUGAGAUGAAUGACCCCACGUGGACCACUCCAGGGCCUCAGGGACCAUCACUUGAACACCUCAUUCACAGCCUGAAGCAACACCGAAACACGUUGGCCCAUGAUAAUGUGAGAAUGUCAGAGCAAGAUCUUACGUCAACACUGACGGAGCUCAGUGACUUAUUGGCUAAGAUGCUGGCUGAGGCCGGCGUCCGGUGUGGGACAAACAGCGAGGAUGUGGACCAUGUGAUCAGAGAUGUCACCGAGUAUAUUGGUGGUCUGCUAGCGAAGUGGGUAGAGGACCCUGAUGCCAUACGUCACCUAGGCACUGUGGACCUCGUUUUCUAUGUACAGUGCAGGGACUCACAUCUUAAUACCUUCGAUGAUCUCCUCCGCCAGUUGCUGCCUCAAACACUUCGUGAUUCUGGUGCCGACUUCCAGCUGUUUAAGGAGAUAAUCUUGAGCUUAAAUAUAUUAGUCCUGAUUGACGGCUACGACCAGGUCAACGACCAUUCACUAAGGCUGGUGAAGGAGCUGUUGCACCUGCCUGGCAAGGAUGUGAGGUUGGUGAUAACAACACGGCCGGGGUGGGACCAACAACUGUCACAGCUCGUCCCACACACCAGACCUCGCUGCAACAUCCUCGUCUUGGGCAUCACUCCAGAACGUCGCGUGGAGUUCGCCGAGAGAACCAUGAAGGUGCUGGUGGAGGAAGAGAGCCAACGGAGUGUCAUCACAGGGAGGUUUACCCAGCGGCUGGAGCAGAUGAGUCAGUUCCUGGGUGAGUACCUCAAUACUCCACUCACCUUGACCUUGUUGGCGCUGCUGUGUGUCGAGGCUCCAGAAGAAUUUAACAACCUCACCACAAACACUCAAGUCUACGAGAAGAUUCAUGACUUCAUAACCAACAAACUGGUGUCCAGACUCACAGACAAACACGUGACCGAACCCAAAAGGAAAUGUGACAAGUUUUUGUUGUUCUUGGAAGAGAUUAGUUUAAGAGGGAUCCAGAGGAAGGAGUACGACCUUUGGCCGGAGACAGAAGCGGAGAUUAGGGUGAAGUGUGACACUCUGGGACUGCCGCAGGAGGAGGUCUUGUCCAACUAUUUCACAAGAACCAGCUACCGUCGGGGUCUCAGGGUGGUGUGGGUGUUUGGCUAUGUUCACGCUAGGUACCAGGAGUAUUGUGCCAGCAGGGGGCUGGUCGCUCUCUUGUUGAGGGCUGAGCAAGACCGAGGUGAUCCAGCAUCACACCGUGUGUCAGGGAAAAGGUCUAUAAUCAUUGACCUCUUGGUGGAUGUUGUACGUAAGGAAAGAGGAUCCUUGGGAGAUCACCUGAGAGGGUCAGAGUUUGAUAUUAGAGACGUGCAACAUGAGCUUAGGCAACUCUCCAGAUGGCAGAACAUUUUACUCAGCACUACCGGGGUGCUGUGUGCCCGGGGAGUAGAGCACAGGUUCAUUACUUACAUAAUUGACCUGUCCGAGAUGGUAACAAAUUCGACUGACGAGCUGUUGAAGCAUGUAGCAGAGUCCCGCGGGAGUGAGCACGUCAUCCAAGCCGUGUGUGAGAAGCUGCGUACAGAACUUUUGUGGACAAUAUGGAGUGUUGACUCGUGUGUUGUCCUGCCGCUUGUUCUUAAGAAGGUGACACCUAAGAACAUUUACCUAGUCAUAAACGAUACACCCCAACUAAAGCAGUGUCUGUCUACACUGUCAGUGCUGGCAAAAAUGAAGGUAACCAUAUACUUAGGUCUUGGCGAUAGUUUAUACAGCAAAGAUGGAAAUAUUGAUAAAUCAAAACAAUGUUUGGAGAGGCUGACAGCCCCCGACAGUGAGUGUACCUUAGAGGGGUUUGAUGGUGGCUUGCCUGAGGCAGCCAUACCCCUCCUGCCUCCCACCCUCGAGAUCCUCCACCUGCGCCUCACACUACAGCAACUGCCCGCCCUCAUCCGUCACCUGUCUCACCUUCCUCACCUGCAGGGUCUUGGCAUUGACCUAGACGCCAUGGGCUAUGUGGAAACCGGACACCCUGGACGCCACGGGCUACGCGGACCCGGACACCCUGGUCACUCUGCCGUGCCAGGAAAGGAGGCUCAACCUGAUCAUCAGGCGGGACCUCACUGAUGACGACCGCGCCAUAGACUGGUGCUGCCACCUGGCGGCUCAGCUGUGUCCUCCCUCAAGAAGACGGUGUAGUCUCCUGUGGUUCCGUGACACGCGUCUCACCAGUGUGGGAGGGGAGAGACUGCUGCGAGAACUUCACCGGAGGGGCGUCACUGGUCGCUUCCUUGCGAUUGGGAUCCGGGACAGUGAGGAGAACAAGAAGUACCUCCAAGAGCUCAGUGCGUCGCUGAACAAUUUUAAUAAUGUUGAUAUAUGGUAGAUUGUUGAGACCAGCCUCACGAGACCAAUAAUGUACAAGGACACAUCUACGAGGAGCUGGUUGUUGAGACCAGCCUCACGAGACCAAUAAUGUACAAGGACACAUCUACGAGGAGCUGGUUGUUGAGA